AGCUUACUGGAUUGCGUCCUAGCCUCCUUCCAGCUCGCCGAACCACGCAACAGACCAAGAACUCAGGUUCGGGGCGAACGCGGCAACGUAAUUCGCAUUGUCGGUCCGUUGCAGGAGCAGCAACAACAGCAGCAGCUGAUUGUUCUUCCACAUCAAACGGUCAAGAUUUCGCGAGGCAAAGAUCCGGAUGGCUGAACGGCCGCGCGUGCCUGAUUUGCGCUGCACAGGGCUGCGUAUCGUGCGUCGGCGUAGCUCCACGUGUCACCCUCCCUUCACCAGGAUGUCGUAGGCGUUACUCCCGCAGACGCGUUCUCGCGCGAGGAUCCCAAGGGUCCGCAGGAGAGAGAUUCUUAGAGUCGGAGCCGGGAGGGUCGGGGGAAAGCGGUGUAGCAGGCGGUAGUAGCACCAGCGCCAGCAGUAGCAGCAGCAGCAGCUGCGGAGAUUCAGUCAUUGCGGAUUCAAAUAGUAGUAAUGAUGGGGAGACGGAAGGGAAUGGUCGAGUCAGCAGUAGCAGGGCAAAUGCUAGCAGCAGUGGCGUCACUGGAAACUCAGGCAGUGGAAUAGGGAACUCGAAUGGGAUGGGUAACAGUAACGGAAACGGCGCUGUAGCCUCGUUCGGCACUGCAGGGUACCCAGGCGGCGCAGGUGGCGAUUCGUCUUUUACCAUUGCUGCGUCUGUUGAGGCACCUCCGGCGGUUACUCCUGAUACUUUAUGGGAGGAGCUGCUGCCGUGCAUCACGUACCUCUCCCCCACGCAACUUCAAGUCGUCCGCCACGCCUUGAGACUGGCAUACAGGGCUCAUGAUGGGCAGAAGAGGAAGAGUGGAGAGCCGUACAUCAUUCACCCCGUGGAGGUCGCCCGGAUACUGGGGCAACUGGAGAUGGACUGGGAGACGGUGGUGGCGGGGUUGCUGCACGACACGGUGGAGGACACGGACGUGGUGUCCUUCGAGCAGAUCGAGGCCUCGUACGGGCCGGCUGUGAGGCGAAUUGUGGAGGGUGAAACCAAGGUGUCGAAGCUGGGCAAGGUGAAGGAUGGCAGCAAGGCAGACGUGAAGGCAGACGAUCUGCGCCAGAUGUUCCUCGCCAUGACGGAAGAGGUCCGUGUGAUUAUAGUGAAGCUGGCGGACAGGCUACACAACAUGCGCACACUCACCCACAUGCAGCCCCACAAGCAGAAGUACAUCGCCAUGGAGACCCUCAGUGUCUUCGCUCCCCUCGCUCGCCUGCUCGGAAUGUACCACAUCAAGACGGAGCUGGAGGACCUCUCAUUCCGGUAUGCGUACCCCGAGGAGUAUCUGGAUGUGUCUGAGCGCAUGCUGCACCUCUGCACGCAGCAACAAACUGCUCUGGAUGAGGCACGUGUGAUGCUAGAGGAAGCGAUGCAAAAGGACAAGUUUCUGGAUCUCAUGACUUCAGGGGCGAGGGUGGAGACUCGGUGCAAAGAACCGUACAGCAUAUUCAAGAAGGUGGUGGAAACAGGCGCCAAGGUGGAGGAGAUUCACGAGAUCUCGCAGAUCCGUGUGGUUCUCUCCAUGGAUGAUGCGGAUGAUCAGCCCGAUAGCAGCUCACGGAACAUCGCGCAGCAGGUGUCCUACCAUGUGUUGGGUCUCGUGCACGCCCUUUGGCGGCCUCUCCCAGGCACGGUGAAGGACUACAUAGCAACGCCGAAGCCGAACGGGUAUCAGAGCCUGCACACCACGGUGCUGCCGCUGGGAGCAUCCUCUCUCUUCCCCGUGGAGGUGCAGAUCCGCACCGACCACAUGGACAAGCUCGCCGAGUGGGGUAUCGCUGCUCACCACACCGGCCGCCACCCCCACCUGCUGCUGCACGGCGAGCAGCAGGAGGGGCAGGCGCAGCAAGGGCGGAAGGGGAGGCAGGAGGGGCAGGGGCAGGUGAAGCAGCUAGCUGAUGGGUCGGAGGAUCUAGCUGGGUUGCUGCUUCCAGGCUUGGAUUACUCAACCACAGAUGAUUCUGAGGGGGAUAGCGACAGCUCAGGUAGUGACGACGAGCCGGGCCGUCCUCCUGCUGCCUCUACCAUCAGCAGCGUUGCGGUGUGUGGGGGGGUGACUGAGGGGGUGACUGAGACGCAGAGCAGCUGGAGCAACGACGCUGACGUGGCACGGCGGGUGAGCUGGCUGAACUCGAUUCGCGAGUGGCAGGAGGAGUUUGUGGGGGCGAUCAGCGCGCGGGAGUUUGUGGAUACGGUCACGUGCGACCUGUUUGGGUCGCGGAUCUUUGUGUUCACGCCCAAGGGGGAGGUGAAGAACCUCCCCAAGGGCGCCACUGUGAUUGACUACGCGUACCACAUCCACACUGACGUGGGCAACCGAAUGGUGGCCGCCAAGGUGAGAAGAGAUUCGUGCAAUUUGACGGGUGACAUGGGUGAUGGCAUGGGUGAUGGCAUGGAUGAUGGCAUGGGUGAUGGCAUGGGUGAUGGCAUGGGUGAUGGCAUGGGUGAUGGCAUGGAUGAUGGCAUGGGUGAUGGCAUGGAUGAUGGCAUGGGUGAUGGCAUGGAUGAUGGCAUGGGUGAUGGCAUGGGUGAUGGCAUGGAUGAUGGCAUGGAUGAUGGCAUGGGUGAUGGCAUGGGUGAUGGCAUGGAUGAUGGCUUGGGUGAUGGCAUGGAUGAUGGCAUGGGUGAUGGCAUGGAUGAUGGCAUGGGUGAUGGCAUGGGUGAUGGCAUGGGUGAUGGCAUGGGUGAUGGCAUGGAUGAUGGCAUGGGUGAUGGUAUGGGUGAUGGCAUGGGUGAUGGUAUGGGUGAUGGUAUGGGUGAUGGUAUGGGUGAUGGCAUGGGUGAUGGUGUGGGUGAUGGUAUGGGUGAUGGUAUGGGUGAUGGCAUGGGUGAUGGCAUGGAUGAUGGCAUGGGUGAUGGCAUGGAUGAUGGCAUGGGUGAUGGCAUGGAUGAUGGCAUGGGUGAUGGUAUGGGUGAUGGUAUGGGUGAUGGUAUGGGUGAUGGCAUGGGUGAUGGUAUGGGUGAUGGUAUGGGUGAUGGUAUGGGUGAUGGCAUGGGUGAUGGCAUGGAUGAUGGCAUGGAUGAUGGCAUGGGUGAUGGUAUGGGUGAUGGCAUGGGUGAUGGUAUGGGUGAUGGUAUGGGUGAUGGUAUGGGUGAUGGCAUGGGUGAUGGUGUGGGUGAUGGUAUGGGUGAUGGUAUGGGUGAUGGCAUGGGUGAUGGCAUGGAUGAUGGCAUGGGUGAUGGCAUGGAUGAUGGCAUGGGUGAUGGUAUGGGUGAUGGCAUGGGUGAUGGUAUGGGUGAUGGUAUGGGUGAUGGUAUGGGUGAUGGCAUGGGUGAUGGUAUGGGUGAUGGUAUGGAUGAUGGCAUGGGUGAUGGUGAAUGGAAACUUCCUCGCCUGUCUGUGCUUCGCUUGCCUCUCCCACUCCCAUCAUCCCCGCUUUCGCUUUCUUUCCGCAGGGCGGGUCGGGUGGCUCCCACUCCCAAUAAAGGGAGGCAGGGGCGAUCGGCAGUGGGAGAGGGAGAAGCAGGUACAGGGUCUAGAAAAGGGCGCUCAGGCGAAGUGGGGAGGAGCAUAGAUGGUACCGUGAGCGGGAGAGAGGUGGGAUUAGGAAGGGUUGAACCGGGGGAGGUGGGAUCUGAGACAGGGUUGGCUGGAAGAGGGUAUCCUGCUGGUGAAAGCAGCUCAGAGGGUUUGCGGUUUUCUGAUGACGGGGCUGCUGCUGAUGUGGCAUCCGCACGGCUGGCGGCGGGCGAUGCUGACGUGUCGCUGGCUAGUGCUGAUGUGGAGCUGUUGGAAGGCAGGACCAGAGAUGACGUGGACGGGAGUGGUGGUGCCGGGGUAGGGAGCAGAGAGGAGGGGGUAGAUGAGCUAGUAUCACGGCUAUUAGAGGGGGUGACAGGAGAAGCAAGGCUGGAUGGAAGUGGGGGUGGUGGAGAGGCGAGUGUGGUGGGAAGAGAGAAUGGAGAGAAGGGAGGGAGGGCGUCGGAAGGAGGGGGGGCGUGUGUGGAUGCGUUUGCGGAGUUUGAGGAGUGGCAGACGCAGACCGUUGCCAUGUGGCAGUUCCUGAGUGGCCGCAGAAAGGUGGUGCUGUGGCUGGCCGUGCAGUGCUACGACCGCACAGGGAUGCUGGCGGAAGUUUCCAAGAUAGUGACCGAUUCUGGCCUGCUCAUCUGCACACAUGCGGGGCGCACCAACCAGGAGGCGGGCACAGGAGUUAUGUUAUUCGAGGUUGACGGACUGGACCCUGAUUUUGUAAGUGCAACGCACACACUCCAUCUGCUUUCCCCACCGCCUCCUCACCAAUAUCUCCUCCCUCCUCAACCCACACUCUCUCCCCUCUCCUCUUUCUACCUUAUGACUGAUCCAUCUCGCUCUCCUCAGCUCACUGAAUGA
Molecule: messenger RNA, 4346 nt
Organism: Closterium sp. Naga37s-1
Lineage: Eukaryota; Viridiplantae; Streptophyta; Zygnematophyceae; Desmidiales; Closteriaceae
Source: the annotation of a GenBank genome assembly